Molecule: messenger RNA, 606 nt
Organism: Colletotrichum navitas
Lineage: Eukaryota; Fungi; Ascomycota; Sordariomycetes; Glomerellales; Glomerellaceae
Exons: 1
Source: RefSeq, a predicted model, not a curated record
AGACUUCCACGAUCCCCCUAUACACCAGCCAGCCGAGUAACCGCUACGCUUGAGAACCUCCAGCGAUCGGACGGGCCGUAUCUCCACAAAAGACAGAUCUCCUUCGCAACAGGGAGAACAAAAGGCGACUGGGACAGGCUGCUGCUUGACCCAAAACACCGCGACCACCUCAGCGCAUUCCUGAAGGCGCCGAAGCUUGGCAAGAAGUGCUGGAUUGGCUUCUUUAGCUGCCCGCAAAGUAACUGGGUUGGGACCGGAAACGGAUACAAGGAUGCCGACUGGCACUGCUUCGCAGCGAUGAUAAUCCCGGACGCGCGCCGUGGAAAGCAUCUUCUGCUGUACGACAACGAUGCCAAGGCGGGUGUGACGAUGCAGUCACGAAUAUCAGAUGUGAUUUGGGGUCUGCAAAAGAAUCUCUGGAAGGCUGUGCAGAAGAUGGGACGGUUCACGCUGUGGUACUCGACGGACCAGAGCAAAGCCGGGACCAACAAGUGUCUACAAUAUUCCCUCGAACAGGUCCAUCGAUGGUCCAAGCUGCAAGACGAAGCACUCGAGGGCGAGAGUGACCUCCGUCUGUCGGGAUUCGUGAAACUCACGAAGCAAUAA